Paraphaeosphaeria sporulosa is the source of this 1024-nucleotide messenger RNA. RefSeq lists its product as uncharacterized. The transcript has 4 exons. NCBI's taxonomy places the organism in Eukaryota, Fungi, Ascomycota, Dothideomycetes, Pleosporales, Didymosphaeriaceae. Bases 144 to 686 code for a protein of 180 amino acids. The record is from RefSeq and is a predicted model, not a curated record.
UCGUCCGCUAGCUGCGGGCCCGACUGCAGUCCGCUCACCUGAGGCCUUGCUUCAUUCUGCUCGCUCCAUGUGUACAUCUUCUGCACAGUACCUAGGCGCCCAAGACGAAUUCACAGUUGGCGCACUGUAGGAGGCAUUCAGCCAUGUUCGCGUGGUUCAGGAGCCUGUUGUCUCCAAACCCUCCGAUCACCAAUCGCGGCCGACAAAGGGCAUUGAAAUCUCGGAGACGCAGCCUCUCUGUCGAUCGGAAAGGUCGCAAGAUGAAACGACAAGCCCAGUCGCCCCUCUUCUCGAUGCUGCCACCUGAGAUUCGAUUCAUGAUUUACGAAAUGGUUCUCUGCGAAACGUCACAAGUGCAUAUAAUCGUCAAGGGCAGCAAGCGCGGGAGCGAUACGACUGAAAUGUACGGCAGAACGUGUGCUGAGCCAAGAAGAUAUUGUCCCCCAGGCUCCAGGUGCAGAGUGCAGAGUCAGCUGCUGUUGACCUGCCGAAUGGUAUACUGCGAAGCCAUCGAUAUUCUUUACUCUAGAAAUGCUUUCAUAUUCCAGAGCGAGUAUGACUUUGUACUGUUUGGCCGGCUGACAGUUCCACACCAUCUUCGCAAGAUCAAGAAGGUGUGCAUUGGCACAUUCGAUUACGAAGGAAAGCCGCAGUUCAAAUCAUUACCUUUGGAACUACUUGAUUAAAACCAAAUGAAUGGCGGUGAAUUCAAAAAGACCAACCAAGCACCUAUACAACACGCUUGCAAGAAAACCUGUAUCAAUGCAAUGCAGUUGAACCAUGGCAACCAUCGGUAGAAAUGCUUUUGGGUAGUACUAGUGGUCACCCACCACAGAAGCACACUAUUAACGCGAAUUGUUACAAGACCCACCACACAUACAAAAAGAAUAUAAAAACAUACAACAGCGGGGAUUCCGAAAUUGUCACCAACUUUCGUACUAAUCCGCCGGUAUCCUGCUUAAGUACCGCUGAGCGAACGGGAAGCGCUGUAUUCAGGAUCCUGUGGUCGUAUGUGGAGACCACA